AGGACUGACUCUGCCCCAGCAGCUACCCAGUGGACUCCCAAUGAUGGGAUGCAGAUGUCAAUAAGAGGCUGGUGAGGGCUCAGCUUACUAAGCUGGUAAAUUAUAGAACAAAGCUCCUGGUCUCGUUGGAGGUGGCUGCAUCGGGGUGAUUCUUGCCCUCCGAGUUAUGUCUUGAGCUAAUUUUAAAGGCUUCAGGAUUACCUAGUUUUGUCUUCGGGUCCCUUUGCUCUGCUCCAAAAGUCAACCUGCUGUUUGGAAAGUUCCCCAAGGAGACCGGAAAGCCAAACAAAGAUGUCUGAGCACCGCAGAAAUUCUGAUCAAGAGGAACAUGUUGGGGAGGAUAUCGAUGAAGAUGAAAUCCUGGCCAAGCUGUCCCCCGAGGAACUCCGAGAACUACAGUCGGAGAUGGACGUCAUGGCUCCGGACCCCCGACUCCCCGUGGGAAUGAUUCAGAAGGACCAAACGGAAAAGCCCCCCACCGGCAACUUCGAUCACCGCUCUCUCGUCGACUACAUGUACUGGCAGAAGGCAUCGAGGCGCAUGCUGGAGGACGAGAGAGUCCCCGUCACCUUCGUGCCAUCCAAGGAAAACCCUGCAGAGGCCGAUGAAGAAACAGAUAAGGAUAGCACAAAUGUACCAGGGACUUUAACAACAAAACUCAAUAAAGAAAAUGAAAAGAAUGAAUCGAAGUCAAACAGCAUCGAAAGUACUAAAGAAACAAAAGAUGGAGUGGAAAAGGGCAAUGAAGAGGACAAGGAAGACAGUGAAAAUGAAGAUGAGGAAGAUGGCGGAGAAGAGGAUGACAAAGUCACUAAUGAAGAAGAGGAAAGGAAAGCCAGAGAAAAACAAAGAGAAGAAAAUAAAAACAGCUUAAAGUUACUGACAAAGCUCUUUGCAGAGGCAAAAGAGUGUCCGAUAACACUGGAAAAAAGUGAAACCAAAAUCUCAAAACUGGAUCCCAAGAAAUUGGCCCUGGAUACCAGUUUUAUGAAAGUGAGCGCCAGACCUUCAGGAAAUCAAACAAAUCUGGAUGAAAGUUUGAGGCAAGUGCGGAAAAACGACCCAGAAAUGAAAGAACUCAACCUGAAUAACAUUGAAAACAUACCCAAAGAGAUGUUAUUGGACUUUGUUAACGCCAUGAAGAAAAACAAACACAUUAAAACAUUUAGCUUAGCCAAUGUGGGUGCAGAUGAAAAUGUUGCAUUUGCGUUGGCCAACAUGCUGCGGGAAAACAGGAGCAUCACUACUCUCAACAUCGAGUCCAACUACAUCACGGGCAAAGGCAUCGUGGCCAUCAUGAGGUGUCUCCAGUUUAAUGAAACGCUAACGGAGCUCCGCUUUCACAACCAAAGACACAUGCUGGGCCAUCAGGCAGAGAUGGAGAUAUCGAGGCUCCUGAAGGCCAACAACACGCUCCUUAAGAUGGGCUACCAUUUUGAGCUUCCUGGUCCCCGGAUGGUGGUCACCAAUCUGCUCACCAGAAAUCAGGAUAAACAGAGACAGAAAAGGCAAGAGGAACAAAAGCAGCAACAACUCCGAGAGCAGAAGAAGUUAAUCGCCAUGUUGGAGAAUGGGCUCGGGCUGCCUCCUGGGAUGUGGGAGAUGCUGGGAGGCCCAAUACCAGAUCCAAGAAUGCACGAAUUGCUGCAGGACCCUCAAGCCUCCAUCUCCCCAAUGCCUCCCUUUGGCCUCAAUCGGAGGAAUGAAAUGAGCACGAAUCCUAGCCAGCCUGAACCGUAUAGAACUGACCCGGACUCCUUUAAAGUGGUCAAACUCAAGAGAAUUCAACGCAAAUCUCGAAUGCCAGAAGCUCGAGAGCCGCCCGAGAAAACCAACCUCAAAGAUGUCAUCAAAACCCUCAAGCCUGUGCCUAGGAUUAGGCCUCCUCCUCUCGUAGAAAUCACACCUCGAGACCAGCUGCUGAAUGACAUCCGGCACAGUAACGUUGCUUACCUGAAACCCGUACAACUACCCAAAGAACUGGCAUAAGGGACACAGAAUCAUCCGGAAGAACAAGAAAAAAGAAAUGUACAACCAUUGCUGGAAAGCAUAUCGAAGGCCACUCUUCAGAAUCUUGGUGUUGGACAUGGGAACCAUGCAGAUGACAACUAGUGGCAUUUGUUAAAAUCAGUGUUUGAACAAAACAAAAGAGGGUUUUCUGUGGGAGGUGGAGAGUAAAUAAUCCUCAAAAUUUAAUCUCUUGGGGGUAUGAUUGUCUUAUUUCAUGUGUAUUUUGGUGACCUAGUUGAAACAUAGAGUAACAUUUCCAGAACAUAAAAUAAGUGGAAAUCUUAUUAAUCUCUUCAUUGAAUUGUGUUGUCUUGGAUACUGCUUUCUACCAAUAAAUAUGUCAGAAACAUUAAUUAUGGUGUUGCUAUCACUCCUCCUGCCUUCUCUGCCACAUUUGUGAGAACAUGAGGGUGGGCCUCUGGUGAGGUCCCUAAAAUAGCUUCGAAUGUCCAGAAAGGGCUGAUCUGUGACAGCAUCAGACUUAGCCCCUGGACUACUUCACAGGGUCAUCUGUCUCCCAUCCUCACUCUCUCUCAACAAUACUCUAAGUAAAAUUCUGAAUAUGUAAGCAGCAGUCACAUUCAGCAUAGGCCAUGGUACCAAUACUGGCUGACCCAUGAAGCAUUGCUGGAUGAGGGUCACACACACAAAAGGAAGGAAAAAAUACCUGCAUAUAUAAAAUUCCCUGCAGCAAAUUUCCUUUAAAGUCCAGGAGUCAGUAGAAGACAUCAUGUAAUAUUUUGAGGGAGAGAAAUGUUUUGACGAAUAAAAUAUCUAAGUACAAUUUA
Messenger RNA from Gracilinanus agilis (Agile Gracile Mouse Opossum), 2798 nucleotides. It is a transcript of the gene LMOD3, whose product is annotated as leiomodin 3. Lineage: Eukaryota; Metazoa; Chordata; Mammalia; Didelphimorphia; Didelphidae. The transcript has 4 exons. Gene Ontology annotation, biological process: muscle contraction; myofibril assembly; pointed-end actin filament capping. The record is from RefSeq and is a predicted model, not a curated record. Gene Ontology annotation, molecular function: tropomyosin binding. Gene Ontology annotation, cellular component: myofibril; striated muscle thin filament. The coding region runs from base 292 to 1989 and encodes 565 amino acids.